Molecule: messenger RNA, 4097 nt
Organism: Paramecium sonneborni
Lineage: Eukaryota; Ciliophora; Oligohymenophorea; Peniculida; Parameciidae
Source: the annotation of a GenBank genome assembly
AAAUAAUUAGACAUAAUGUCUUAGGGGAAAGGACAAAGUGAAGUUAAAAUUCAUGCAAGUGAUAAAAUUGAAGAAGUGAAAGGAAAUGAAGAGAAACCAAAAACUAUAGCUUAUUUUGAUUUGUUUAGAUUUGCUAAAAAUGAAGAUAUUGGAUUAAUGAUUUUGGGUUCAAUAGCAGCAUUUUUGAAUGGAGGAGCAAUACCAAGUUUUUCAUUGAUAUUUGGAUCAAUGGUAAAUUCAUUUUAAGAGGCAGGGGAUGAGAUGGUUAGAUAGGCUGGAUGGAAUGCAUUGUAGAAAUAUUUGAAUAAUAUUAUUGUAGAUGGUUUUUGAUAGUUGCUAUAGGUACAGCCAUAUUAUCAUUUACAAUGUUUUCAACAUGGAUGAUAUCAGGAGAAAGAUAAGGGAUAGAAUUUAGAAAGAAUUAUUUUAAAGCGAUAUUACAUUAAGAAGUAGGAUGGUUUGAUACAAUAAAUCCAAAUGAAUUAAAUAGUAAAGUGGCAAAUGAAUCAUUCGCAGUAUAAGGUGCAAUAGGAGAGAAGGUUCCAACAUUUAUAAUGACACUUUCAAUGACAUUUUUUGGAUUUUUAUAUGGAUAUGUUUGGUAAUAUUUUUAAUGAUGAUUUUAGGGGUUGGUAAUUGGCUAUAGUAAUAACAGCAACAAUUCCAGCAUUAACAAUAGUAAUGUCUAUAUUUGCAGUGGUAAUUUAAUCAUCAGCUAUUGCAACUUAAGCUGCAUAUAGUGAAGCUGGUGCUUUAGCUGAGUAGGCAAUUAAUUCAAUAAAGACAGUAAAGAUGUUAGAUGGAGAAGAUUAUGAGCAUAACAAAUAUUAUCAUCUAUUAUAAGGAGCAGCACAUAAAACUAUGAAAUACGAUUUAGGAGUAGGAUUAGCAUUAGGUUUAUUAUGGGCAGCUAGUUUAUGGUCAUAUGCUUUAGGAUUUUGGUAUGGUGCAAAAUUGAUUGCAGAUUAAGUAAAAUAUAAUAAAGAUUAUAUUUUUAGACAUAUAAUCAUAAUUAAGGAGAUGUAUAUACAGUAGGUGAUGUAAUGACAAUAUUUUUUGCAGUAGUGACAGGAGGUUUUUCAUUAGGAUAAGCAGGACCUUGUGUAUAGAAUUUUGCUAAAGGCUAAGCAGCAGCAGCAUAAAUGUAUGAAAUUUUGGAUAGAUAACCUAAAAUUUAUAAUCCAAAAAAUCCUAUAAAAUUAUAAGAUUUUAAUGGUGAAAUAGUAUUAAAGAAUGUUAGAUUUAAUUAUCCAAAUAGACCAGAUUAAAUUGUAUUGAAUGGAUUAUCAUUGAGAAUACCAGCAGGCAAGAAAGUAGCAUUGGUUGGAGAAAGUGGAUGUGGUAAAUCAACUGUAAUGUAAUUAAUUGAAAGAUUUUAUGAUUGUGAUUAAGGAGAUGUUUUAUUCGGAGGAGAAAAUGGAAUUAAUGUUAAAGAUUUAGAUUUAAUAGAUUUGAGAAGUAGAAUAGGUUUAGUUGGAUAAGAACCUAUUUUAUUUGCAACUAGUAUUAAAGAAAAUUUACUAUAUGGUAAAAUAGAUGCAACUGAGGAUUAAAUGAUAGAUGCAUUAAAAUAAGCUAAUGCUUGGGAUUUUGUAUCUAAAAUGGAAUAAGGUUUAGAAACAUAUGUUGGUAUUGGAGGUGGUUAAUUAAGUGGAGGAUAAAAAUAAAGAAUAGCAAUUGCUAGAGCUAUAUUAAAAAGACCUUAGAUUUUAUUAUUAGAUGAAGCAACAAGUGCUUUAGAUAGAACCAAUGAAAGAUUGAUUCAAUAAACUUUAGAUGAAGUAUCAAAGGGUAUCACUACAAUAGUAAUAGCUCAUAGAUUGAGUACAAUAUAGAAUGCAGAUUUGAUUUAUGUGAUAGAUAAAGGAUAAGUAGUUGAAUCAGGAAAUCAUUAGGAACUGAUGAAUCUACAUGGAAAAUAUGAAAUUUUAGCUAAGAAUUAAAUUAAUAAUCAAGAAGAUGUAUAAGAAUAAAAGAAGAAUAUAAAUUCAAAAUAAAAAUUAAAACCUUUAGAUAAAGUAGAUGAUGGAGUCAAAAAUAAUUCUUAAAAAAUGAUAUCUAUGAAUGUCAUGGAUAAUAAGAGUAUAACAGAAGAAGUGAUAGAUUAAUAUAAACAAAUAUAAGAAUUAGAUCUUUUAAUAAAAGGUUAAAAGGAAACAGAGAAUUCUCCUGAGAAAUAAUACUAGAAAGUAAAUUCAAAUGAGAAACCUACAGAACCAGAUGCAUAAAUGGGUAGACUAUUUACUUAUAAUCGAGCAGAGAGAUUAUAAUUUAUAAUAGGUAUCUUAGCAGCAUUAGCAAAUGGUUGUACUUUUCCUUUAUUUUCUCUAUUUUUAUCUGAUAUAAUUACAGUAUUAGCAUUAUCAAAUCCUAAACAAUAUGAUGGAUCUAUAAGAGAAUAGAAAAUGGAUUAUGUUAAAAGUGAAGCAGAUAAAAAUGCAUUAUAUUUUUUUAUAAUAGGAUGUGCAGCAUUUAUAUUAUGGGCAAUCUAAUCAUUUUGUUUGAGUUAUGUUGGUGAAAGAUUAACAUUAAAAUUAAGAUCAGAUACAUUUAGAAAAUUGUUAAGAAUGCCAAUUCCAUAUUUUGAUGAACCUAAAAAUAAUGCAGGAACAUUAACUAGUCGAUUAGCUGUAGAUUGUAAAUUAAUAAAUGGAUUAACAUCUUCAAUUAUUGGAAUUAAUUUAGCUAAUUUUGCUUCUUUAGUUUGUGGACUUUCAAUAGCAUUUACAUCAAGUUGGGCACUAACUCUUGUUACUAUUGGUGUUACACCUUUUACAUUCAUUUCAGGUGUAUUAUAGGCUAAAUAUUUAUAAGGUUUUUCUGCUUAAACAGAUGAAGCUUAUAAAGAUUCAGGUAAUUUAAUUAUGGAAGCUGUUACUAAUAUUAGAACUGUAUUCUCAUUUGGAAAUGAAUAAAUUAUUCUUGGAAUCUAUUCUAAAAAAGUAUAAAUGCCUUUAGAAAUGGCUAAAGCUAAAGGAUAUAAAGCAGGUUUUGCUAUGGGUCUAUCUUAAAUGAAUCUUUUUAUUAUGAAUGCCAUUGUAUUUUAUGUAGGUGCUGUAUUUUGUAGAGAUAUUGAUUUAAGUGUAAAUGAUAUGUUUAGAACAAUAUUUGCUUUGACUUUUGCUACUAUGGGAGCAGGUAAUAAUGCAGCAUUUGCUGGAGAUAUUGGAGCGGCUAAAAAUGCUAGUAAAAAUAUUUUUGAAAUUUUGGAUUGUGAAGAUGAAUUUUAAAAAGAAGAUAAACUUAAAAAAUUAAAAUUAACUUCACCUAUUCAAGGAGAUAUAUGUUUUAAUAAUUUAACAUUUAAAUAUUAAUCUAGAGAUAAAAAUGUCUUUCAAAAUCUUAGUCUUAAUGUUAAACCUGGAUAAAAAGUUGCUUUUGUUGGACCAUCUGGUUGUGGUAAAUCAACAUUAAUGUAAAUGUUAAUGAGAUUCUAUGAACCUGAUUCAGGUAAUAUUACUAUCAAUGGUAUUGAUAUCACUGAUUAUGAUAUACGUUAUUUAAGAAGAUAAUUUGGUAUUGUUUCACAAGAACCUGUUCUAUUUAAUGGAACUAUUAAAGAAAAUAUUCAAUAUAAUAUUAAUGAUGCUACUAUGGAAUCAAUUGAAAAUGCUGCCAAAAAAGCUAACGCUUAUGAUUUCAUUAUCAAUAAUUAAUUUGAAGAAACUUAGGCAGAAUAAAAAGGUAAUGAAUAAUAAAGAGGAUAAAGUUUCAAUAGACAAGUUGGACCAAAAGGAACUUAGAUUUCUGGAGGAUAAAAAUAAAGAAUAGCAAUAGCUAGAGCUGUAUUGAGAGACUGUAAUCUUUUACUUCUUGAUGAAGCUACAAGUGCUCUAGAUGCUGAAAGUGAAUAGUUAGUAUAAAGUAGCUUAAAUUAAUUAAUGUAAGGCAAAACUACUAUUGCUAUAGCACAUAGAAUCUCAACCAUUAAAGUAUUAAUUUGUUUUUCAUCUUUUAGGAUUCUGAUGUUAUCUAUGUAUUUGAAGAAGGAAAGAUAGUCGAAUAGGGAUCUUAUCAAUAAUUAAUAGAUAUAAGAGGAUCUUUCUAUAAACUAGAGUAAGGAAUUACCUAAUGAUUCAAUUAUUUAUAAUCCACAU